Lutra lutra (Eurasian river otter) is the source of this 1798-nucleotide messenger RNA. It is a transcript of the gene FBXO6, whose product is annotated as F-box protein 6. Lineage: Eukaryota; Metazoa; Chordata; Mammalia; Carnivora; Mustelidae. Gene Ontology annotation, biological process: SCF-dependent proteasomal ubiquitin-dependent protein catabolic process; glycoprotein catabolic process. The coding region runs from base 630 to 1520 and encodes 296 amino acids. The transcript has 6 exons. The record is from RefSeq and is a predicted model, not a curated record. Gene Ontology annotation, cellular component: SCF ubiquitin ligase complex; endoplasmic reticulum quality control compartment; cytoplasm. Gene Ontology annotation, molecular function: ubiquitin protein ligase activity; protein binding.
UGGGCGGGAGCCACAGGAGACGCUGUGCGUCUGCUCUCGUUUUUGCUGGGAUGGUAGCUUUGAGAAGUCUGUGGGAGGAUUCUUUGGCCAAGUCUCUGUGGAAAAUGAGAAGCCUCCUCAGAGACUUCACCUGUGGGAGGAGAAUAAUCCCUCCCUCUCCCACCUGUGAGCGGAUAAGGCCCAUCUGAGUGACAGGGGCUGGCCUUCCCUCCCCGACCCCACCCUGGGGUGGGUGGGGGGCGGGUCCCCUUAGCGGGUCCCCUUAGAGAUCUGAACAGCCAGGCAAGAUUCAGGCCGGGGUAGUGGCACUGUAAAAUUUUCCAAAACCCUUGUACCAUUCAGGUGUAGAGGGAGGAAGGUGUUCUUGGGAGCCGCUGACUACUACUGAGGAGCGUUUUUGCUCUAAUGAUAGAGAAGUGAUGUCCGCCCGGUGCUAAAGGCUUGCCUUGUACUAACUCAGACCUCCCCGCCCUGCUGAGGCUGGGACAGUCAUUCGCUCCUCUUAAGGCUCCCCAGCUAGCCACUGCAGGCCAGGAUUGAACCCCCAGGGCGGUCUUGCUCAGGGUCCCUCAAUCAGCUUUGCAGUCUGAGCAUUUCAAAAUGGGCUCUGGCCUGAUGCCCCAACCAGGAUGGAGAGGCAGGUCCUCCUCGCUGCGGUGUCUUAUCACAUCUGGCUUCCAGGCCUGAGGGCGCCCCCCGCCUCCCCCCCCCACCCCUCACCAGCCAUGGCCUUGGUCAGCAUCAACGAGCUGCCCGAGAACAUUCUGCUGGAGGUGUUCACGCACGCACCCGCCCGCCAGUUGCUGCGCUGUCGCCUGGUCUGCAGCCUCUGGAGAGACCUCAUUGACCUGGUGACACUCUGGAAGCGAAAGUGCCUGCGGGAGGGCUUCAUCACCGAAGACUGGGACCAGCCCGUGGCUGACUGGAAGGUCUUCUACUUCUUGUGCAGCCUCCGCCGGAAUCUCCUGCGGAACCCGUGUGCGGAAGAGGAUCUGACAUCCUGGCAAAUUGACUCCAAUGGCGGAGACGAGUGGAGGGUAGAGAGCCUCCCUGGAGACCAUGGGACAGAUUUUCCAGACUCCAAAGUCAAGAAGUACUUUGUCACAUCUUUUGAGAUGUGCCUCAAGUCCCAACUGGUGGACCUCAAGGCCGAGGGCUACUGGGAGGAUCUGCUAGACACGUUCCGGCCUGAAAUCGAGGUUAAGGACUGGUUCGCCGCCAGAGCCGACUGCGGCUGCACGUACCGCAUCCGAGUGCAGCUGGUCUCAGAAAACUACAUCGUCCUGGCCUCCUUUGAGCCCCCGCCUGUGACCAUUGAUCAAUGGAACAGUGCCGAGUGGACAGAGGUCUCCCACACUUUCUCGGAUUACCCGUCAGGGGUCCGCCACAUCCUCUUCCAGCACGGGGGCAAGGACACCCAGUUCUGGGCAGGCUGGUACGGGCCUCGUGUCACCAACAGCAGCAUCAUCAUCACCCCUAAGAUGACCAGGGACCGGGGGCCCCUCCACGGCUCAGCCUGAGACCCUGUAGGGGCAGGAAAAGGCUGCCCACCUGCCCUCCUCACUUCAUCUCCACGGGCCCUUCUGACAGUCUGACAUCCGCUGGCCAUUCAGCCAUCCUCUCUCUGGGCCGCUUGACUUCCGGAGGUCCCCUCCAGCUGAGCCUGUAGUGGGCAGUGAGGGCCCCUACCUUGGGAGCCCCUACCCCAGUUCCAACCUUGGGCAAACCCAACAGUUUGUGGCCACUCCCUGUCAUAUACUCUGACAUUUCAUGACAAUAAAUGUUUUCAGUAAAACCA